GUUCCAGGAGGUUGGCCAUGAAGCAGGACCCCAGUCUAAAUAUAAAUGAGCCCUCUGGAGACUGGGGUAAGUCAGGCUGGGAUGAGUCGAGCAGAACCUGUCCUGGGAGGAAGACCGCAAGCUCGUCCUCCGGGCAUGGGCCCUUGUCUUCAGUAUCAUCGCCACCAUCAUGGCGCUCAGUGUGGUGGAUGGGCGGAUGGCUUACCUGCAGGGCCCUUACUCCGGCUACCUGGGCCUCUGGACUAACUGCAGGAGGCAUGAGUGUGCCUGCCUGAAGCAAGUUGCCGUUCUCAUCCACAUGAGCAUGGGCUUCAUGAUGUUGGCUCUGGCCCUGUGCUUCAUCCUCCUCAUCACCAUGGGCUUCUCCUUCAGGCCAGUGUUUCGCCGCCUCAAUAAGACCGACCUUGUCUUCAGUGCCCUCAGUUUUGGCACUGGUCUCCUGAUGGCUCUCAGCGUGACGCUCUUUGUAGUCAACAUUCAGAUGCUGCUCCCGAGGCCACAGGUGUCCUACCUGGCGAUUUUCUACCUGUGUUGUACUGCCACCUUUCUGAUGCUGUGGUCAGGAACUCUGAGCUACUUAAACUACAAGGGCCUCUGGAGCCUGAAGACUCUCUCCCGGGAGCGGCGGCUCAGCUUCUUCCGCUGGGUCUCGGUGCAGAAGACCUUGAGGCGCAAGUCCCAGCUGCAGAACACCCCCAGGAACAUGCUGCCCCUCAACAGCAGCCUCACCCUCUAGGGCUGCUCGGGACUCUGAAGGGUGACAGCGCCCAUGGGCCAAUCCCCUCUCUUCAUCUCCCUACCUCCCAGAGGAACCUGGCCAUCCUGCCCUGGGGUGCUCUGGAGUCUCUGUUCCUGCCCACUGUGCCCCCUUUCCCUCUCCUGGAAGUCAGCCGCGUCACUCUAGUGUACUACUGAGUGCACCAUCCCACACCUGCUGGGACCCCCGUGGACACGCCUCCAUCCCAACGAGGCCCCGCCCCCGAGCUCCUGGAUUUGCUCCUAGUCCAGGGAGGCCACGCCCCACCAGUGAGCCUCGCCCGCAGCCCCGUGGUCCGGCUCCUAGGAAGCUCAUUCGCGCCUGCCCUGCGUGGCCACGCCUCCAGUCAAUUGAGGCCACGCCCCAGGGACCUGGAUUUGCCUUCCCCCAAUGAGACCACGCCCCCACCAAUGAGCCACGCCUCCAGUCUAUUGAGGCCACACACCUAGGAAGCUGGAUUCGCCCCUAGCCCAGCGAGGCCUAUUCACACCAGCCCCAGUGAGGCCACGCCCCCAUCAGUGAGCCACGCCUCCAGUCUACCAGGCUCCAGCGCAGCGAGGUCCCGCCCCAAAUCCACUCAGACCCGUUCCUCCUCCAUCCACUCCCAGGACUCAAUGAGCUUGCUGUCCAGUCACACCUGGGUGUGACAAAACUGGGCGCAGACUUUGAUGUAGCCCCGCCCUGGUGGCGAAGCCUGAAACUAGAUCGCCCUGCCCCUCUCAGGCUUCGAACUCAAGGAAGGUGGGCACCACCUUCCUCCCACGACAGGGUCUGGUCUGCGCAAACAUGUGUCCUUCCUGUCCUGCAAGUUUUGUGUCCCCAAGCAGAACCCCGCCCCUCCCCCACCUGGAGGGCGGGGGUGGGGUGCUUAGCUUGGUAGGUCCCCAGCAGCCAGCUGCCUGGAGUCUGGGCCUCGGCAUGAAUGGAUGUCCCGGGAUUUGA
Erinaceus europaeus (western European hedgehog) is the source of this 1699-nucleotide messenger RNA. RefSeq lists its product as uncharacterized. The coding region runs from base 170 to 736 and encodes 188 amino acids. The record is from RefSeq and is a predicted model, not a curated record. NCBI's taxonomy places the organism in Eukaryota, Metazoa, Chordata, Mammalia, Eulipotyphla, Erinaceidae. The transcript has 5 exons.